GCUGUUUCCUAAUUCUACAUUUUAAGGUAUUGCACUUUGCAGUUCAACAAAAUUUUGCCCUGUAAUUUUUGUUUAUAUGUUAUUUCUUGAAGUAUGGAUGAGUUGGAUUCAUUUCUGGCGACUGUGGACGAAUUCGUAGAUGACGAAAAUCGAAUCGUCACUUAUAAAUGGCUGAGCGAACAACUCGCUAUUCCAACCAACAAAGCAAAAAGUCUUCUUCAGAAUUACGCUGACUCAUGCAAGAAACAAAACAAUGGAAUUCACAUUGUUUAUGCAAUAAUAGGACAUGACUCAGCUGGAAUGAGUGUAAAGGUCGUUCGAGAUGUCGAUCUUGACUCAGCGAAAUCAAAAAUGGAUAAAGUUUAUAGUGUUUCAUUAUAUAGCGUGCAAAAAAUGAAACUUCAACACAGUGCUGUGCUGUAUUCCACUGAUUAUGACACUCAUCGUAAAAAUCUGAGCGGAAUUUCGAAAUUUGGGGGUAUAACGUACAACGGUGCAAAGUGCUUAUCAAAGAAUGAAGUUAAACAACAAAAACAAACACCAGGUGGUGCUAAAGAGAUUUCUGCAGACCUUCAAAAACAAUUUGCGAAACCAGCAUUUGAAAAAGGGAAACCUGUGCAGCAGAAAGUCAAUUUUUUUACAAAAACGAAAACAUCACCCCCACAAAAGAAAGUUAAAGAGGAAAUAGCAUCGAAAAGCGACGCUGAACCCCAAAAAUUGAACUCUAAUAAAAAACCUGAUCCCCCAUUGGAAAAGGGGCAGAAAAAGGGCGUGGCUGCGUUUUUAACAAAAAAUAAAACCGAUCCGUUUGCAAAAAGUAAGACUGUAAAACCGGUGAUUAAAGAAGAACAGAAAACAGUGUCCGAUAAGAGUGAAAAACAGCCUUCAAAAAGCGACAGUACAACUGAAAAGUCACCUCAAAAAGAUAAGACAAAAGAAUCAUUGAAAAAAGAGAAAAAAAAUAAAAAAUCGUCAUCGAAACGUUCAGUUGAAGAAGAUGACCUAAGAAUUGAUGAUUUUUCGGAUGACGAGGAUGAUUUUAUUGAAACUGAUAAAAAAUCUGUAAAAAGUUUGAAAAAAGUCGCUGAUAAAUCAACAAAACCAAAAACUGUUGAAAAACCGAAGCCGAAUAAAAACAAAAAAAAUUCGCGGCAUGAUUCGAACGAGCUUCCAGCGAAGAAACGACGCAGAAUUCAGGAAAUGUUAUCUUCUAGUAGUGAGGAUGAAAACGAAGAUGAAAAUUACGAGGAAGAGAUGGGAAUUCCCCCUCCCUCACCCCCACCUGUGAUUGAACCCGAACCUGUGAAAGAAAAAUUCGUUGAAGAAGUCAAAACUAAUAAACGGAGGGAAAAAGUCAUGAAAAGUCGAACAUUUGUUGAUGAAGAAGGGUGUAUGGUAACACAAAAGUAUUAUGAAUUUGAAGAAUGCGAUGAUGCAGAACCUGUUGCUAAUGGUAACAAUGAUCAAGCGGAACAAAACCACAAAAACAAUACUGCAAAUGGUGACACAGAAGCAAAAACGAAAAAAUUUCCAGCGAUAUCUACUGCAGCUCAACCAAAAAAACAACAGAAACAAGCAUCAAUUAUGGGUUUUUUCAAGAAAAAAUAACUCUUUAUUCAAAUUUUGUCAUAAAUGGUGGGAAAUAUUUAUAGCAUUGUAUAUAUGCACUGCUUUUUCAAGAACUUAAAACUUGAACGGGAGGCUGUGCAACUUGAGAUGGGUAUAAUUAGUGCUGUCCAAAAUAGAAUCUUUUUUUGCCUCAUUUUACCGAUUUGCGAAUUAGCCGCAAAACAAUUUGAAUAAUUUGCGAUUAUAUUUCGAAUAUUCUGUUCGCUUAGACAUCCCUAGUUAUAAUAUAAGAUAAUACAAGAUGACUAAACAAACAGAACCCAAGGUCAUUUGUAACAUAUGGAGAGAAUAUAACUUUUGUGCCAAGCGUCCUUGAUUACGGAAACUCAUUGGGGACAAUCAUACACAAACAGAAGUUCAAGUGUUCCAUAAAUUUCAUUGAAGUAAUUACUAAUUUUAUGGGUCCUGUUUUUUUUAAGAGAGAGAUUAAGAGCGACUUAGUAUCAAGAUAAUGGAUUUUUCUAUGAAGCUGUUUUACAUUAAACGAUGAUAUCCUUUAAAAA
Molecule: messenger RNA, 2132 nt
Organism: Styela clava
Lineage: Eukaryota; Metazoa; Chordata; Ascidiacea; Stolidobranchia; Styelidae
Source: RefSeq, a predicted model, not a curated record